CCAUGUUCCAAGUCCAAGCAGCAAACAAUGCAGUAAACUGGUUUUGAACGAACCCAGCAUGGUCUGAGAUUGAGUUCCCAAUGCAAAGAUGCAGUUGCGAAUGCGAGGCACUUCCACUGCCAACGCAUUAACCCCACGCGCACACCACAUCCAUUCACAUUCCCAUUCCCUUUCCCUCUCACACCCCCACUCUCCCCCUCAAUGGUUCUCCAUCCUCCGCCACGCCAUCGCCGCCUCCGACCUGCCCCUCGGAAAGCGCGCCCACGCCCGCAUAUUAACGUCCGGCCACCAUCCCGAACGUUUCCUCACCAACAACCUCAUCACCAUGUACGCCAAAUGCGGCUCCCUCUCUUCCGCGCGCAAACUGUUCGACGCAACGCCCCACGACGCCAAAGACCUCGUAACCUGGAACGCCAUCCUCGCCGCCUACGCCCAAGCGGACAACCCCUACGACGGCCUCCACCUCUUCCGUCAACUCCGCCACUCCGCCCUGUCCACCACGCGCCACACUCUCGCUCCCGUCCUCAAAAUGUGUCUCCUCUCCGGUUCCUCCUUCGCCUCCGCGUCCCUCCACGGUUACGCCCUUAAGAUCGGGUUACUAUGGGACGUGUUCGUGGCCGGCGCUCUCGUCAACAUUUACUCCAAGUUUGGACGAAUCAGAGAGGCGCGUCUUUUGUUCGAUGGAAUGGCCGUGAGGGACGUUGUGCUCUGGAACCUCAUGUUGAAGGCUUACGUCGACACGUGUCUCGAACACGAAGCGUUGCUUCUCUUCUCAGAGUUUCACCGAACGGGACUGCGUCCCGAUGACGUCACUCUUCGUACUCUCGCGGGGGUUGGUAUGAGUAGAAAUACUGCUUUCGAAUCGCAGUUGAAGCAGCUUCGAGCUUAUGCCACAAAAUUGUUUAUACGCGACUGUGACAAUUCGGAUGUUAUUGCAUGGAACAAGACACUAUCUCGGUGUCUUCAGAGAGGUGAAGCUUGGGAAGCUGUAGAUUGUUUUAGGGAUAUGAUAAAGUCAAGUGUUGCUUGUGACAGCUUGACUUUUGUUGUCAUGUUGUCUGUGGCAGCCAGUUUGAAUUGCCUUGAACUGGGGAAACAGAUUCACGGUACUGUCAUGAGGACGGAACUGGAUCAAGUUGUUUCUGUUGGAAACAGCCUUAUUAAUAUGUAUGUUAAGGCUGGUUCAGUUUCUCGUGCGAGAUCUGUGUUUGGUCAAAUGAAUGAAGUGGAUUUGAUAUCAUGGAACACCAUGAUAUCUGGCUCUGCACUGAAUGGUUUGGAGGAGUGUUCUGUUGGUUUCUUUGUUGAUUUAUUACGUGAUGGCCUGUUGCCGGAUCAAUUCACUAUUGCGAGCGUUUUGAGGGCUUGUUCCUCUCUUGAACAGGGUGGCCAUCUUGCCACACAGAUUCAUACUUACGCAAUGAAAGCUGGUGUUGUCUUGGAUUCAUUUGUUUCAACAACUCUUAUUGAUGUCUAUUCCAAGAGUGGGAGGACGGAGGAGGCAGAAGUUCUUUUCGUUAACCAAGAUGAUUUGGCAUCUUGGAAUGCUAUGAUGCAUGGGUAUAUAAUGCGUGAUGAUUUUCACAAAGCAUUGAGGCUUUAUUCGAUAUUGCAUGAGAGUGGAGAGAGAGGGGAUCAGAUCACUGUGGCGAAUGCAGCUAAAGCUGCUGGGGGAUUGGUGGGGCUUGAACAAGGGAGGCAAAUUCAUGCUGUUGUCGUAAAAAGAGGGUUUAAUUUAGAUUUGUUUGUCAUCAGUGGUGUUCUUGACAUGUAUCUAAAAUGUGGAGAGGUGGAAAGUGCAAGCAGAGUUUUCACCGAGAUACCCUCACCUGAUGAUGUUGCUUGGACUACUAUGAUAUCAGGAUGUGUGGAAAAUGGACAAGAGGAUCAUGCUCUUUCCACAUACCAUCAGAUGAGACUUUCCAGGGUGCAGCCUGAUGAAUAUACCUUUGCUACCCUAGUCAAGGCUUGUUCUCUUUUAACAGCAUUGGAACAAGGGAGACAGAUUCAUGCAAAUAUUGUAAAACUAGACUGUGCUUUUGAUCCUUUUGUGAUGACCUCACUCGUUGACAUGUAUGCCAAGUGUGGGAACAUAGAAGAUGCACGUGGUUUGUUUAGAAGAAUGAACACGAAGAGGAUUGCCUCGUGGAAUGCCAUGAUAGUAGGAUUAGCUCAACACGGAAAUGCUGAGGAAGCCCUCCAGUUUUUCAAAGACAUGAAAUCUAGGGGUCUAAUGCCGGAUAGAGUUACUUUUAUAGGGGUUCUUUCUGCUUGCAGCCACUCUGGUUUGAUAUCCGAAGCUUAUGAGAAUUUUUAUUCCAUGCAGAAAAACUAUGGUAUUGAACCUGGGAUUGAGCACUAUUCUUGUCUUGUUGACGCCCUUAGCCGAGCGGGGCAGCUACUGGAAGCUGAAAAGUUGAUAUCAUCAAUGCCUUUUGAAGCUUCUGCUUCAAUGUAUAGAACACUGCUUAAUGCUUGUAGGGUUCAGGUAGACAAAGAGACAGGAAAACGUGUAGCAGAGAAGCUUUUGACCUUGGAGCCAUCAGAUUCAGCAGCUUAUGUUCUUUUAUCCAAUGUUUAUGCCGCCGCAAACCAAUGGGAAAAUGUGGUGAGUGCCAGAAAUAUGAUGAGAAAAGUAAACGUGAAGAAGGAUCCGGGGUUUAGUUGGGUAGAUUUGAAGAACAGAGUGCAUUUGUUCGUAGCUGGCGAUAGGUCACACGAAGAAACUGGUUUGAUAUAUAAUAAGUUAGAGUAUGUUAUGAAGAGGAUCAGAGAAGAAGGAUAUGUCCCUGAUACGGAAUUUGCACUUGUUGAUGUAGAAGAAGAAGAUAAAGAGUGUUCUUUGUAUUAUCACAGUGAGAAGCUAGCAAUAGCUUAUGGGCUUAUAAAAACUCCUCCAUCCACAACAUUAAGGGUAAUUAAAAACCUCAGAGUGUGUGGAGAUUGCCAUAGCGCAAUCAAAUAUAUAUCAAAGGUUUUUAAGCGUGAAAUUGUUUUGAGAGAUGCAAAUCGAUUUCAUCAUUUCGGGAGUGGGAUCUGCUCUUGCGGCGAUUACUGGUGAUGUGAAUUUAAUCUUUCCAUAAAUUGGUACCCCAUUUAUUUAAUUGGGCUAAUAUUAAAGUUUCAGAGUGUUUCCAAAUACUUAGAGUAUUGCCAUACUUGGACCAUUUAUUCUUGAAACCAUUCUCACAAUUAUCAAGGAGCUUACUACAUAACUUCACCAUAAUUAUUUUCUAGUGGUGGAUGAAAAAAAAAUCUGACAACCAUAACUUCAAUAGAAUUCCCAUGUACUCUCACAUAGUUCAAGGUCAAAUUUGUCAGUCAAAUUGCUUGUUGAAACUAAUGCCAUUUGUAAUGGAGUUUAAAUCUAGAU
Vigna umbellata (rice bean) is the source of this 3373-nucleotide messenger RNA. Its product is annotated as Tetratricopeptide repeat (TPR)-like superfamily protein. Gene Ontology annotation, molecular function: RNA binding; zinc ion binding; protein binding. Lineage: Eukaryota; Viridiplantae; Streptophyta; Magnoliopsida; Fabales; Fabaceae. The record is from RefSeq and is a predicted model, not a curated record. Gene Ontology annotation, biological process: RNA modification.